AUGGCUCGGAUCACCCACGAGAACGGUGCCUACAAAUUGUCCAUGGCCGGUACGCACACGAUGGAAGACUCUGAAGAAACCCUCACGGGCAUCGACGGCAUUUUUCAGCCUGAGGUCGACAAUAUUCUAGAAGGCGGUGCUGGACCAGAGGGAUGCCUGACUAUCCUGCGCAAUCGAUACGCUGACCGCCCCGAGAUGUUGGAUAGACUCCCCUCGCGAUCGAUGUUGAAGUCUAGAAAACAGUACAUCAGCCGCGAAGAUCGAGCGGAUGCUAUCUCCAACUACGCCGAGCUUGCCAUGUGGGCGGGGCCUCGCGAAUGCACUACGCGCGACCAUUCUUCGGCCAUAUUCAAGGCAAGGCCGGCCGAUUUCCUCUACGAGCUGAUCGUUCUGAAGUGUUUCACGUACGGUGACAAUGACGAGGAAAUGGGUGUUGUCGUGACUACACGUACUCUGCUACGGAACGUCGUCGGGGCUGUCAACGGACAAAGCGAUCACGGCGUCGUCGCAGCAGCUGAUGGCACGUACAAACUACACAGAGGUGGCUGGACACUCGUGGACUUCGGCUCGUAUGCUUUGCACCACGCACGCGGGGCGUUUCAGCACAAAUUCAUCCCCUGUGCGAACAUGUUUGUCCGAUCUGAGACUACGGAGACAUACCAGGCUCUGUAUGCAACUAUCCGGUCAGCAGUGCAAACCUUCUUCAACAUCGAUUUGCAGAUUGCCUUUGGAUCACUGGACCACUCAGACGCAAUCACCAGCGCGUUUACUGUAGAUUGGCCGGCUGCCUGGGAAAACGUCGUUCUACCUUCACUGAACUGGCUCCAUAAAGCUCGAACGACCAAACAGUUCAUUGCUUUAGCCGCGGUGGUCACGCGGCAAAUCCGUGUCGACAACGAGGCGCCAUACGAGGCGUGGCUGCCCGAGGAAUAUCUUGCAGAACGAUGGCGCGCUUGGUUUGUGACGUGCAGUGGGUGCCCGGGCAUUGUACCGAACCAGAAUCCUAUCGAGGCGUACCACAAGACGAUCAAAACCGCGAAUGUCCUAUCUCUACGAGCCUCUACCGCCUAUGUCCUCAACCAAUCUUUACCCAGAAUCCUGUCAAGCGCAUCAGCCAACAGCAUCGUCGGUCUUCCAAUCACCACUUUCUGCACUGGGCCCAUCCCACCCGAAAUGGUGGCGGCGGCGGCACAACUGCUGAGCCAAAGCGAAAAUCACCGCGUCGUGUUCAAGCCUCGGGCGCAGCGCAGAGAGAAGGAAGCGGUUGUGUUCAACGCAAAGGCGUACGUCGUCGGAAACACGAAUCUCAACGGCGUCGCUGUCACUCAAAAGCGAGUGCAGACGUUUUUAAAGUCGCUGGGGGGAGUGCUCAAGCCAAAUGCCCAAGUGAGCACCAUUUCGAUCGACUAUUUGUCGCUCCACAAGGUUGCCGUCCUGGAAACUACGCCGUAUCAACACAACUGGGAGUCACCAAACUGGUCCAUGGAAGAGAUCCGUGCAGUUCGUAACAGAUACCGAUGCGAUUGCAAAGCACACUACUCGUCUGGUUGGAUCUGUAGCCAUGUGCUGGGCGCAUUAGCGAUUCUGGACAAUUUCGACUUAGGCCGCAUGCUUAAGCGCCUGCCAGCUCGACGACCACCCGGCAGACCACGCAAAAGUCCACGCGCCCUACAGAAGGAUGGUGAGGCGUAUUUUUCGGCAGUGCGUCUUCAGCGAGAGCUGCCGAAGCGCCCCGCGAUGGCUCUGAACUGGCAGUGCAGUGUGGAGUUCAAGGAAACUGUCGACGGUGUGGUGUCCUACGAAAACUACAAAGGUAAGGUGCGCUCCUGGAGUAAUCGGGCUGGUGUCUACCACUGGAAGGUAGAGUUUGAGAACGGAGUCAUCAAGCAGCUGAAAGCGCAGGAGCUGGCGAAGGCGCUAGAGUACGCUGACUCUACUGGUAUUGCUGUUGCUGGGCCGUGA
Molecule: messenger RNA, 1962 nt
Organism: Phytophthora sojae
Lineage: Eukaryota; Oomycota; Peronosporomycetes; Peronosporales; Peronosporaceae
Exons: 5
Coding region: 1-1962 (653 amino acids)
Molecular function (GO): zinc ion binding
Source: RefSeq, a predicted model, not a curated record